AUGUCGCCGCAAACAACGGCCUCGCCGCUCUCGCCUGACCCAUAUUUCACGCACAUUGUCCCCGCGCCGUCCGCGCCACUGUGGACCUUACGCCGCACGCGUAAGCGCCCACUGGCAGGAGCGCGGCGCAUAUUGGCCCUUUAUCGACAGACCUUUUGGUGCGCGCCAAACGCCAGGGUCAAACGGUACUCCGCGAGCACAAUGGCGCUCAGCAUU
This is a messenger RNA of Iphiclides podalirius (scarce swallowtail), 216 nucleotides long. The record is from the annotation of a GenBank genome assembly. NCBI's taxonomy places the organism in Eukaryota, Metazoa, Arthropoda, Insecta, Lepidoptera, Papilionidae.